AUGCGAUACUUCCGUCCCUUAAAUAGUUGCUUACGUGGAAUUCGUUCUUGUAGCUCCUUUCACCCAUUCGCACAAUCUCUCAACACUCGCAUUCGAUAUUCGUCCAGUUUUGCCAAAACAGAUAUGGAGAGCAUUAAUACAACGGAGCGCUUGGCGGGGUUGCGGGAGCUUAUGAAAAAGAACAAGGUCGAUGUCUACAUCGUUCCCUCGGAAGAUAGCCACAGCUCCGAAUACAUUGCAGCGUGCGAUGCGCGAAGGGAAUUUAUAUCAGGGUUUUCGGGAUCAGCCGGAUGUGCAGUAGUGACUCUGGAGAAAGCUGCUUUAGCCACGGAUGGUCGAUAUUUCAACCAGGCCUCACGCCAGCUUGAUAACAAUUGGCUCCUUUUAAAACAAGGUCUACAAGAUGUACCAACGUGGCAAGAAUGGGCUGCUGAACAGUCCGAGAAUGGGAAAGUGGUCGGUGUUGAUCCUACUAUCAUGUCUGCAUCUGACGCUCGAAAACUCACCGAGAAGAUUAAAAAGCGUGGCGGAAAUGACUUAGUUGCCGUGGAAGAAAAUCUGGUGGACCUUGUUUGGGGAGACAGUCGUCCAUCCAGACCAAAGGAGCCCGUCAAGGUUCUGGCCCGCAAAUUUGCCGGGAAAGACGUCAAGACAAAACUCGAAGAUCUCCGAAAGGAAUUGCUGAAGAAAAAGAGCUCCGGUAUUAUUGUAUCCAUGUUAGAUGAAAUAGCUUGGCUAUUUAAUCUGCGUGGAAAUGAUAUCCCUUACAACCCAGUUUUCUUCUCUUACGCUUCGGUCACAUCUUCAUCCGCCACUUUAUAUGUGGAUUCAAGCAAAUUAAGUGAUGAAUGCACGGCGCAUCUCAAUGAAAACGGAGUUUCCGUUAGAGACUAUUCAAAGAUAUUUGGCGACGUUGAGGUCUUGAGCCAAUCUCUGGAUGCAGAAGACGCCAAAGUCAAGAAGUUCCUGGUCUCAAGCAGGGCAUCAUGGGCACUAAAACGCGCUCUUGGUGGUGAUGCAAAGGUCGAUGAAGUGCGAAGCCCAAUCGGUGACGCUAAAUCUGUCAAAAAUGAGACGGAACUAGAAGGAAUGAGAGCUUGUCAUGUUAGAGAUGGAGCAGCACUUAUCGAGUACUUUGCAUGGCUCGAGCAUCAGCUCGUAGUCGAAAAAGUAGAGAUGGAUGAAGUGACCGCGGCUGACAAACUCGAGCAAUUACGGUCAAAGCAGAAGAAUUUUGUUGGGCUAUCUUUUGACACGAUAUCCUCCACUGGACCUAAUGCAGCAGUCAUUCAUUACAAGCCUGAGCCCGGCAACUGCUCAAUAAUUGAUCCAAAAGCUGUUUAUUUAUGUGAUUCUGGCGCCCAGUAUUUUGACGGCACUACUGACACCACUCGUACACUACAUUUUGGCGAGCCAACAGAAAUGGAAAAGAAGGCUUAUACUUUAGUUCUGAAAGGUAACAUUGCUUUAGAUGUCGCCAUUUUCCCUAAAGGAACUAGCGGAUUUGCUCUCGACGUCCUUGCUAGACAGUUCCUCUGGGAAGAAGGCUUGGACUACAGGCAUGGAACAGGCCACGGAGUUGGUUCUUUUUUGAAUGUUCACGAAGGACCAAUAGGAAUCGGGACUAGGAUUCAAUAUUCGGAAGUCCCACUAGCACCUGGAAACGUCAUCUCCAACGAACCUGGGUAUUACGAGGAUGGCUCUUUCGGCAUCCGAAUUGAAAACAUUAUCAUGGUGAAGGAGGUUGAGACGAAGCACCAAUUUGGCGAAAAGCCAUAUUUGGGCUUUGAGCAUGUCACAAUGGUGCCAUACUGCCGGAAACUUAUUGAUGAGACUCUCCUGACCCGAAAAGAAAAGCACUGGUUGAACGAGUAUCAUGCUGAUAUUUAUUCUAAAACUAAAGACUUCUUCAAGGGAGAUGAGCUCACUAUGAGAUGGUUAGAGAGGGAGGUCGAACCAUUGUAG
Messenger RNA from Botrytis sinoallii, 1965 nucleotides. RefSeq lists its product as uncharacterized. The transcript is spliced from 7 exons. The record is from RefSeq and is a predicted model, not a curated record. Gene Ontology annotation, molecular function: metalloaminopeptidase activity. The coding region runs from base 1 to 1965 and encodes 654 amino acids. Lineage: Eukaryota; Fungi; Ascomycota; Leotiomycetes; Helotiales; Sclerotiniaceae.